Molecule: messenger RNA, 5386 nt
Organism: Tripterygium wilfordii
Lineage: Eukaryota; Viridiplantae; Streptophyta; Magnoliopsida; Celastrales; Celastraceae
Exons: 16
Coding region: 302-5386 (1694 amino acids)
Biological process (GO): protein phosphorylation; recognition of pollen
Molecular function (GO): protein serine/threonine kinase activity; ATP binding
Source: RefSeq, a predicted model, not a curated record
GGGGUGUGGGUUUAUUUGCCUGACGCCUUGUGCAUAAAAAAAAGUACGGGAAGUAGGAUGUUGGGGGGACAACCGUGGGAGCUGUUUCAGAGGGUUUGAACCAACAAAUCGAGAGGAUUGGAAAAGUAGGAAUUGCUGCAUUGGACGUGUUAGAAGAAGAAAAUAUCUUUGCGGGAGACUAUAUUGUUAUUAUGUCGAAGUGGGUGACAAGGAUUCAGCACUAUGAAGCUAGAAAAGAUCCAAGUGCCAGACUUUGCAGAACGAGUGCUCGAAAAAUUGCUCCUGUGUGUGGGUGCAGCAUAUGUACAUGGUCCGGGGUAUUGGUUUUAUGGCUUGGACUCGAAGAUUCACUGAUGCACUGGAAAUCUUCAAAAAGAUGGAGCUUGCUGUUGCCAUAGACACCAUCACAUCAUCUCAAUUCAUAACUGACUCUGAGACCUUAAUAUCCACUGGUGGCCUCUUCGAAUUUGGAUUCUUCAGUCCGGUUAACACAACCAAUCGGUAUGUUGGAAUAUGGACUAAUGGCAAGUUUCAAGCAGAUGUUGUAUGGGUUGCUAACAGAAACAAACCGCUCAAGGACUUUACAGGGAUUGUGACUAUGUCUGCAGACGGAAAUCUUGUGGUGUUGAAUGGACAAAAAGAGAUUAUUUGGUCAUCAAAUGUUUCCAAUCCAACAAAUAGUUGUAGUGCUCAGCUGCUAGAGACAGGAAACCUUGUUUUGCGGGAUAAUAUUAGUGGAUUGACCUUGUGGGAGAGUUUUCAAAAUCCUUCUAAUACACGGUUGGCGGGGAUGGAUCUUAGUACUAACUUGCGAACAGGUAAGAAAGUGCAGGUGACAUCAUGGAAGAGCCCUUCAGAUCCAUCCAUGGGAAGCUUCUCGAUGGGUAUAAUAGACACCCGUGUUAGUGCUGAAGUUUUCAUUUGGAACAACAGUCGCGCAUAUUGGAGGAGUGGUCCAUGGAAUGGUCAGGUCUUUAUUGGGGUGCCUUCUAUGUACUCUUUUUACAGUGAUGGAUUUGAUGUUGUACAUGAUCCAGACGGAACUAUUACUUUGUCCUCCAAUUUUUACUCAACAUAUAAUAGUACAUACUUGGUUUUGGAUUCUCAAGGAAAACUUAUAGAAAGAAAGCGAAACAUAGAGGCAAACACCUGGUCAACCUCCGAGUGUGAUAUUUAUGGGUACUGUGGACCCUUUGGAAUUUGUAAUAUCCAAGAUUUUCCAGUAUGCAGUUGCUUGAGAGGGUUUAAACCCAAAAGUGGCAUGGAAUGGGAGAGUGGGAACUGGAGUAGUGGUUGUGUAAGGAGUCAACCACUGCAAUGUGAAAGAAUAAACAGUGGCCUUCAAGAGGGCAAAGAAGAUGGUUUUUUGAAGCUGGAGUACGUGAAAGUGCCAGACUUUGCACAAUGGUCAUCCAACCAAGAAAACGAAUGCAAACAGGAAUGCUCGAAAAAUUGCAGUUGUGCAGCUUAUGCAUUUGACAGUGGUAUUGGUUGUAUGUCAUGGAGUGGAAACUUGAUUGACAUGAAACAAUAUAUUCCGAAUGUUGACCUAUGGGGAAAUUACGAAAAUGUGGUAGAUCUUUAUAUUCGCCUCGCAUACUCAGAACUCGGGAGGAAAAAAAACACGAAAGUGGUGAUCAUAGUUGCAGGAAUUGUUGGAACAAUUACCGUUGCUAUUUGCACUUAUUAUUCUUGGAGGUGGAUGGGUAAAUAUAGAUCAAGGAAGGGAAAGAGCAAGGAGAUGUUGUUUGAUGCAAUCAGAGAUCAAACGAACCAAUUUGAACUCCAGGAAGUACCAUUAUUCCUCUUACAAAAGCUAGCAGCUGCAACUAAUAAUUUCCAUGUUGAUAAUAAGCUUGGGCAGGGUGGUUUCGGACCAGUAUAUAGGGGGAAAUUACAUGAUGGACAGGAAAUAGCGGUCAAAAGACUUUCAAGAGACUCUGGACAAGGACUCAAAGAAUUUAUGAAUGAGGUUGUGGUGAUCUCUAAACUACAGCACCGGAAUCUUGUAAGACUUCUUGGUUGCUGUGUUGAAGGAGAAGAAAAGAUGUUGAUCUACGAGUACAUGCCAAAGAAAAGCUUGGAUACCGUUCUCUUCAGUUCAUCGAAACAAGAAUCUCUGGAUUGGAGAAAACGAUUCAACAUUAUUGAUGGAAUUGGUCGAGGACUUAUGUAUCUCCACAGGGAUUCAAGAUUGAAAAUUAUUCAUAGGGAUCUAAAGGCAAGUAACAUACUGUUGGAUGAAGAGCUGAAUCCCAAGAUUUCGGACUUUGGAAUGGCCAGAAUUUUCAUGAAAAAUGAAGAUCAAGUCAAUACACAAAUAAUCGUUGGGACAUAUGGCUAUAUUUCCCCUGAGUAUGCGAUGGGAGGGCGUAUUUCGGAGAAAUCUGAUGUUUUUAGCUUUGGGGUAUUGUUAUUGGAGAUUAUCAGUGGAAGGAAAAACUCAAGUUUUUAUCAUGAUGAACACUCUCUGAGCCUUCUAGGAUUUGCCUGGAAAUUGUGGAAUGAAAGCAACAUUGUAGCUUUAGUGGAUCCAUCAAUUGGUGAUUCACACAAUGAAGUGGAAAUUGUGAGAUGCAUACAUGUGGGAUUGUUGUGUGUGCAAGAGUUCGUGAUUGAUAGGCCAACUAUGUCAAUGGUCCUUUCAAUGCUUCACAGUGAAAUCUUGGAUCUUCCUUCUCCAAGACAACCUGCAUUCACUGGAAGCUGUGUUAUUAGGGACAUGGAGUCCUCUCUUCUGAACCAAAAGAAAUGCUCAGUUAAUACCAUCACUGUUACAACUGUUGAUGGCAGAUACUACAAAAGAUUCAAGUGCCAGACUUUGCAGAACAAGUGCUCGAAAAAUUGCUCCUGUGUGUGGGUGUGGCGUAUACAUCAUGUUCCGGGGCAUUCGUUUUAUGGAUUGGACUCGAAGCUUCACAGAUGCACCCGAAUCUUCAAAAAUAUGAAGCUUGCUGCUGCCAUAGACACAAUCACAUCAUCUCAAUUCAUCAAUGACUCUGAGACCAUAAUAUCCACUGGUGGUUUCUUCGAAUUGGGAUUCUUCAGUCCGGUUAACACCACUGAUCGGUAUGUUGGAAUAUGGAGCAAUGGCAAGUUUCAUGCAGAUGUUGUAUGGGUUGCUAACAGAAACAAACCUCUCAAGGAUUUUAUGGGGAUUGUGACUAUGUCUGCAGAUGGAAAUCUUGUGGUGUUGAAUGGACAGAAAGAGAUUAUUUGGUCAUCAAAUGUUUCCAAUUCAACAAAUAGUACUAGUGCUCAGCUGCUAGAGACAGGAAACCUUGUUUUGCGGGAUACUAUUAGUGGAUUGACCUUGUGGGCGAGUUUUCAAAAUCCUUCUAAUACAUUGUUGGCAGAGAUGGAAGUUAGUACUAAUUCGAGAACAGGUAAGAAAGUCCGGCUGACAUCAUGGAAGAGCCCUUCGGAUGCAUCCAUGGGAAGCUUCUCGUGUGGUGUAAUACGCACCCGUGUUAGUGCUGAAGUUUUCAUUUGGAACAACAGUCGCCCAUAUUGGAGGAGUGGUCCAUGGAAUGGUCAGGUCUUUAUGGGGUUGCCUUCUAUGUACUCUUUUUACAGUGAUGGAUUUCAUGUUCUAGAUGAUCCAGAUGGAACUACUUCUUUCAACUUCAAAUUUUUCUCAGCAUCUGAUAAUCCAUACUAUGUUUUGGAUUCUCAAGGAAAACUUGUAGAAAGAUAUGCAAACCUAGAUGCAGACACCUGGUCAAGCCUUGUAUCCGCGUGUGAUAUUUAUGGGUACUGUGGACCCUUUGGAAUUUGUAAUAGCCAAAAUUUUCCAAUGUGCAGUUGCUUGAGAGGGUUUGAACCCAAAAAUAACAUUGAAUGGGAGAGUGGAAACUGGACUAGUGGAUGCGUAAGGAGUCAACCACUGCAAUGUGAAAGAAUAAACAGUGGGCUUGAAGAGGGAAAAGACGAUGGUUUUUUGAAGCUGGAGUAUGUGAAAGUGCCAGACUUUGCACAGUGGUCAUCUAACCAAGAAAACGAUUGCAAACAGGAAUGUUUGAAAAAUAGCAGUUGUGCAGCUUAUGCAUUUAACAGUGGUAUUGGUUGUAUGUCAUGGAGUGGAAACUUAAUUGACAUAAAACAAUAUAUUUUGAAUGUUGACGUAUGGAGAAAUAACCCAAAUGUGGUAGAUCUUUAUAUUCGCCUGGCAUAUUUGGAACUCGAGAGGAAAAAAACCAUGGAAGUGGUGAUCAUAGUUGGAGGAAUUGUUGGAACAAUUACCAUUGCUAUUUGCAGUUAUUAUUCAUGGAGGUGGAUGGGUAAAUAUAGAGCAAGGAAGGGAAAGAGCAGAGAGAUGUUGUUUGAUACAGAGGAUGAAAAUAUGAUUAGAGAUCAAACGAACCAAUUUGAACUCCAGGAAGUACCAUUAUUCCUCUUACAAAAGCUAGCAGCUGCAACUAAUAAUUUCCAUGUUGAUAAUAAGCUUGGGCAGGGUGGUUUCGGAGCAGUAUAUAAGGGCAAAUUACUGGAUGGACAGGAAAUAGCGGUCAAAAGACUUUCAAGAGACUCUGGACAAGGGCUCAAAGAAUUUACGAAUGAGGUUGUGGUGAUCUCUAAGCUACAGCACCGGAAUCUUGUGAGACUUCUUGGUUGCUGUGUUGAAGGAGAAGAAAAGAUGUUGAUCUACGAGUACAUGCCAAAGAAAAGCUUGGAUACUGUUCUCUUCAGUUCAUCAAAACAAGAAUCUCUGGAUUGGAGAAAACGAUUCAACAUUAUUGAUGGAAUUGGUCGAGGACUUAUGUACCUCCACAGGGAUUCAAGACUGAAAAUCAUUCAUAGAGAUCUGAAGGCAAGUAACAUCUUGUUAGAUGAAGACCUGAAUCCUAAGAUUUCAGACUUUGGGAUGGCCAGAAUUUUCAGGAAAAAUGAAGAUCAAGUCAAUACACAAACAGUUGUUGGGACAUAUGGCUAUAUUUCCCCUAAGUAUGCAAUGGGAGGGCAUAUUUCGGAGAAAUCUGAUGUUUUUAGCUUUGGGGUAUUGUUGUUGGAAAUUAUCAGUGGAAGAAAAAAUACAAGUUUUUAUCAUGAUGAACAGUCUCUGAGCCUUCUAGGAUUCGCCUGGAAAUUGUGGAAUGAAAGCAACAUCUUAGCUUUAGUGGAUCCAUCAGUUGGCGAUUCACACAAUGAAGUGGAAAUUGUGAGAUGCAUACAUGUGGGACUGUUAUGUGUGCAAGAAUUCGUGAUUGAUAGGCCGACCAUGUCAACCGUCCUUUCAAUGCUUCACAGUGAAAUGUUGGAUCUUCCUGCUCCAAGACAACCUGCAUUUACUGGAAACUGUCUUAUGAGGGACAUGGAGUCCCCUCAUCAGAACCAAAAGAAAUGCUCUGUUAACUCCAUCACUGUUACAACCCUUGAUGGCAGAUAA